AUGGCAGCAAAUGCAGGUGUUCGCGAUGGAGAGUUUGUCAAGUUCAAGGACUGGGACCUUCCUGGAGAAGACCAGGCCUACCUCCCCAACCUAAAAGGCAAUGUCUCCGAACUCAAAAGGAAUACUCUUGAGAAACAAGGAAACUUGUUUCUUGCAUUCAACACCAAUGGCUGGAUCAAAUCAUGGGCUGUUCUCGACUACAGUAAAUUCGAAAGGUCAACCGGCUCCGAUCUCUACGUUCGAGUAGAAUAUCCCGGGUGGUACUUUGUACAAGGCAAGGACUCCCCUUACAAUGACAUAGAGCAGAUCAAGGAUGUCAGCACUGCGACCGCGCUGCGGGAAACCGUGAUUGAAAAGUUCUCGGGCGAAAACAAAAUCGCAGCAUUUAAUACAGACGGCUGGAUCAAAAGCGCAGUCAAAUAUCCCCUCAGUAGCAUCUCAGGAGGUCAUAGCCUUUCGGGCAUUUAUAUUCGUCUCAAGUUUCUAGACUUUAACUUUUAUAUGGGAAAAGACUCCAACGGCAAUGAUGUCCAAGAAACUGCAUCCUACAAGGACGACAUUCCGCAGCUUAUCAAAAAGACAGAGGCUCUUUCCAAUUCUGGAGGCUUCAACACAGAUGGCUGGCACAAGAACAAGCUACUUCCGCCUCCUCCGCCGGACGCGCCGCAAUUGUUCCCGGAUCCUUGGCAGGGAAUCUACUACCGCACCUGCUGGCCUGAUUUUAUCCAUCUGCCAGGGCUGGACUCGCCAGGCAAUGACAUUCGCAAUGUCGGUGAUAAGCAGCUCUAUGAACUGCUUGAGGAGGCGCGCAAAGACUCUAGGGCAGUUGCUGCCAACACCGACGGCUGGUUGAAGAACACGCUAAUAAAGGAUGACCCCAGGGACUUUCCAGGAGCUGAGAUCCUGAAAGGCAUAUACAUCAAGUACAUUGACCCAGGGACAUGGAGCGGCAGCAACGUCGUUGAACGCUCUGGCACUCUGUCCGACGACCAAGAAUCCCUUCUUGGUACUGCCUUUUUCGCGCUCAAGGGAACCGUCAUCAUAUGGGCUCGGUGGCUUCUUAAGGAUGCCGGAACUAGGCAGGAAUAUAGCAAGGCCGUGGCCGCAGCUACCGACGAUAUACUGAAACGCAUAUCCACAGGCUCCCUCACGCCCGCCGCCGGUGCCGCGGAAGCCCACGCUAUGCGAAACAAUUUCUUGAUCGGGAUGCGGAACAAGACUUCCCCCAUAGGACUGUUGAUUGCGCGGUCUAUAAAGCCGGCUGGAGGUCAAUAUGACUACUACCUGAACAAAAACUCCAAAGUGAGGUAUAACAAAGAUUUCAAAGACCUUACAGAAGUAGAGGCUAGACAAGUAUCCGUCGAUACAAUCAGCAGUGCUGGACGUGCAAAUCCCAACGUUACUGCCUUGAUGCGGAAGGUGUCAUUCGUUUCCAAAGGCGUGUUCGUGGUUGCUGCCGCCGUAUCUGUGUAUUCCGUGGCCACAGCUCCACAAUGGGAGACAGAGCUGGGGAAGCAGGUCGUUUCAUGGUCCGGGGCCAUUGCAGCGGGAGAAUUGGGAGUUGGCGUCGGUACUUUGGUUGGCGGGCCUAUUGGUGCUAUCCUCGGUGGCAUCGCGGGAAGCAUCCUCGGAGGCUUGGGGUCGAGUGCCCUUGCAAACUGGUUCUUUGGCGGGUCGUCGGGCAAAGAGGCUGAAGCGCUGUUGGGCUCGGCAUUUGAACAGGCCUCCAAGUUGGCCGAGGGCAAGAUGGUCAAGGCCGAGUGCAAGUACUAUACUCACAUCCUUCGAGCGAAGCACACGGCUGAAUUUGCACUCGGCCAUGACGCUGCUGUUCAGGAAAUGGUUGACGAGAUUCCAGAAACGUCAAACUUGACAUCUGCGGCGCAGGAAGGUGGUGAUGAGGUCUUGGCUACCAUUGUUUGGAUCUUUGUUGAUGGUCGUGCUCUUCCAUCUAACGCAAGGAACCCUAAAGAUAUGGUAUCGCUGCUCGAAUAUGUGAAACGGAAUCUGCCCUAG
This is a messenger RNA of Metarhizium acridum CQMa 102, 2016 nucleotides long. The record is from RefSeq and is a predicted model, not a curated record. NCBI's taxonomy places the organism in Eukaryota, Fungi, Ascomycota, Sordariomycetes, Hypocreales, Clavicipitaceae.